AGGAGGGAGUGGGAGUCACAACUGGGCUCUGGAGAGUCGAGGGCGUACUGGAGACCCUCGGUGACAAUAAGUUCUUCUUGUGGUGGUAGAAACAUUAACAGUGUGUACGGGAAUCGUAUGUAUAAAGGUGGAGAGAUAGACCAUAGGCUGCUUUCCUGAGCACAGUUCUCAGGGAGAAAGCUUUUGAUAAAACAAAUCUGGAUCUAAGAUCAGUAAAAGGUGAGAAUUCAGUGAUGAUUACCAAAGAGAGGUGGGCAGUGCCAGUCACAGCAGUGCCAUUCACAGCAGUGCCAGUCACAGCUACGCCAAAGAAGCUUCAGGAUUCAGCACAGACGUCACCAGCCAUGGCAUUUACACGAAGACGAGAACAAACCUUCGCUCACACAAAGACAACAGCGGCCAUCUUGAUUCUUCUCUUCCUGCUCCCUGCACCAGCACUGUGUCAGAAUUGCACUAAUCACUGUGAAGUCACUGGAGGAGCUAAGCUUAGUGGCCUUUCUGGAAUCUUGAUUUUGCAAGCGAACGUAGAUGAGAAAACAGACGAGGGUACAGACCUUUACAUCUUGAACUGCAGCAACACGGGGCCUUUCACUGGUCCUGAUGAGGAAGAGUUCCUACACUAUUUUUCAGUAGAUAAUUCUCAGUCAUCAGAACUGAGAGUGUCAGUCUCAACAUCUUUAAAUGGCGUUCCCGACUUUCCCAACAACACAGAGCAGAUUCUGGGCAUGGUAAAAUUUUCUCUGCUGGAUAACGUCACGAAUUGCCAAGUUCAACUGGAACACAACAUCGUAGACGAGAACACGCAGAACCCGGAAAUAAACCAAACUAAUUACGAGGUCCAGAUUCGUGAAGACUUUCCAGCAGAUCUUAGCCUCUACUACUUGACGGUCUUGGUGAGUGAUAAUGACGCCACAAGUCCCAACAAUGAAUUCAGUCUGGAGGUGCAAGACUGUCCUUUGGAGACCUCGGAGGCGGAGUACGGGGGCCCAGGCACCAUCAACGAAGUCCAGUUCCAGCUCACUUCGAAGCUUGACUACGAAAAACAGAAGAGUUACACCUGUACCAUCACUGCCAAAGACAAGGGCAGCCCAGUCUUGUCAUCACAGCCAUCCAGCAUCACCAUAACAGUUCAAGAUAUGCCUGACGAGCCACCUAUCUUCACCUACAACUAUUAUUACAUUGAAAUCACCUCCACUUUGCCCUCAGAUGAACCGCUGGAGAUACAGCCGGGUGCUGUGUAUGCUACAGACGGCGAUACGGAGAUAAAGUCUCCCAUCACAUACUCCAUGAUAGACGCUGAUCCUGAAGGUGUGGGGAUGAACUAUUUCAAAAUCGAUAGUAGCACAGGGAACGUCACUCUCACAAGAGAACUGGACGAAGAAAUUCUCAUAAACCUGUCGAUCGACUUCUUCAUUACGGCAAGAGAUGAGACUCUGGAAGUUAGUACCAGUGUUCUGAGGGUAAUGCUACCCCCGCUGCCCACCACCACCUACUCCACAACUGAAGUUACCUGCCCAGAGUGUACCUGCCCCACCAUAACAACAGAAGGCACGUGUACCCCAUGCCCUACUGACCCAUGUGUGUAUCCCACGACGGUGCCCACUGAGGCCACCACCUGUGAACCAUGCCCUACCACUGAAACCACCACCUCUCAGCCAUGCCCUACCACUGAAAUCAUCACCUGUGAACCAUGCCCUACCACUGAAACCACCACCUCUCAACCAUGCAUUACCACUGAAAUCACCACCUGUCAACCAUGCCCUACCACUGAGGUCACCACCUGUGCACCAUGCCCCACUACAGAACCAGCUGUCACCUCCGAGUGUCCCACCUGUACCACCCUUUCCACCUGGUUAACCACUGUGUACACCUGCCCACCUUGCUCCACCACUGCAGGUUCUGCAACUACUUCACCUUGCCCCGUAUGCUCUACAACUGAGACCAUUCCAUGCCCGACCGACGCUGCUACAACCUGCCCUGUAUGCCCCACAGAUGAAAUAACUACCACAGUCUACCCCACUGAAGCUACCACAGCCUGUCCCGUAUGCCCCACAGAUGCAGCAACAACAACAGCAUGCCCCUCUGUACCUACAACAACCAGCACUACCGGGACAACAACCGGUGGCCUUGUAAAGCCCAGUUUAACCUUCAAGAAACAGUCUUACGCUGGCGAGAUUUAUGCAGAAUUUCAAGACGUCUUUCAAGUCAGCGUUGAAGUACAGGGAGCCGACAUCAACGACGUUACAUUUUCAUUCGCUAAGCCAGACGGUAACUUCGGUAUAGACCCCAAGAGCGGAGAAAUCACCGUUCUCAACGGAGACGUUGCCUCUGGUUCCUACACCCUCACAGCGGUGGCUGUCGUCGAGAACACUUCUCUCAGGGACGAAGCAAAGGUGUAUAUAAAGGUGCUGCAUCCCUCAACAACAACUGUUACAAUGAUCAACAGUCUCCUGAAGGAGACAUUGCAGGAGGACAGUCAGGAGUCGCUAAUUAGGGAAAUCAAAACAGAAGGGGAUACUGGCCCUGUCUGCAUCAUCAGCGUGGAGCCUGACGCUGCUGUAGGUAAGUUCGACGUGGUCCAGCAAGAGGGCGGUUCCUGGGUGCUGAGGAAAAUAGAAGCCCUGGACUACGAGACUACUCAAGAGAUCAAACUCAAACUUCAGGUUUACGAGACAGGAGCGACGUGCCUCGGAAUCACAUCUACGAGUGACGACUUACUCAGGAGCCAGGCCUUGGUCAUCAUCACAGUGACGGACAUCAAUGACCAGCAGCCAGAGUUCCAGGUGCCACACGCACCAAACACGAUCAUUGCCUACCCCCAGGACAAGGCUCUGCAGAACGUCGUAGGACCUGUCAUUACACUUCAGGCAAGCGACAAUGACACGGUGGGGGACCUAUCAUACGGGCUGUCGAACUCCAGCUCCGGGGCCCCGUUUACGGUGGAAAGCAACACGGGAGCCGUGUUCGUGGAGAAUGAGUUUGUGUGUAGCAAGGAGUGUUCUCUGGAGGUUAAGGUAUCAGACGGCGCGACAGAAGACUCUCACGCCAGUAUAAAGGUGGUGCCACUGGACAUGGAUCACAUAUCAACCAUUGUGUUGCAGAACACAGAUGUAUCACAAGUGGAUGAUUAUCUGCAAACUCUCUCAGACAAAUCUGGUGUUCAAGUUUCUAAUCUCUAUGUGAGUCCCAUUAUCGAGGACUCAUCUGUCCAAAACAGUCCCUCCACCUUGUUACUGUACUCAAGGAUCAGGCAAGGUCGAGGUUGGAGCGUGACCUCUAACAGCCUUCAGGUUCACGUGUACAGUAUUGACUCAGACGGCAAUUUGAUGAGUGUUGAAGAUCUUAAUAAAGCACUUUCCGAUGGCAAAACGAACGUAGUGGCGCAGGAGUUUACGGAUAAGGCAUUGUUCCAAUGUGUUGAUGAUACUAAUGAAACAUCCAACACUGGUCUGAAGGUUGCUGUUGGAAUCCUGGGAGCUCUGCUAGGCCUCAUCUUACUCGCUGCUCUUGCCUUCUUGGUUUAUAAGAAGAGAAGAGAUGGCAGAGCGAAGCCCAUAGCUUCCACCCCGAUCAACACACUUGGACGUGCCUACCCUAACCUCUCCUACAGUGAGGAACAUGAAGGGAAGCGAGAGUCUCUGAGGUCCCGGGACCACAAGACCAAUGGUACCUUGAACAGUCUCAGUAACGGCCGCAGCACCUCCAGCAGGGAUUCACCUCCUCUCUUCCUCAGUACUCUCUCUUCGCAGAAAUCGGAAUCACCGAAGAGUGAGCACCAGUAUAGAGGUCUGAGACGUGUGGAUGCUGGCUCUCCCGAGUACUACGGCAUCUCUUCACCGGCUCCUCCACCAUCCUUCACCAAAAUCACCAGUUUCUCCUCUACAGACCCCAACGACUACAACACCACCACUACCACUCCUCUCUACACAGUUGCUUCCACCUCCAAUGCCUCUAUGCCUGACUCUACAAGCAUAUACCCGGCUCUAGACACUAUCCCGGAGUCGCCUACUCACAUAUAUGCGGAGAUCAACAAACCAGCAAAGAAUGAGCCAGCAGACAUCAGCCCACCCCCGGCCAAGUCAAUCCUUAAACACAAAAGUGAAUCGUCUCUAGACACGUCAGUGAUACCAGCUGUCUCAGGCACUGACGAGGCUAAGCCACAAGAGCCAGAUGCAGACUAUGACGAGACAGAAGAGCCCUCAUCGUCCAGUUUCUUGGCACUGAAAGGCUCCCCUCCACCUCGUAAACAUUCUACAGCAAGUGCCAAUGGUGAUGACGAUGACUCUGUCAGUGAUCACGACGGGAUUACUUAUCCUGGUGGGAAGAAGAGUAACCUCAAGCAGCAUGAUGGGGAUGCAGGAAGCGACUACGAGAAGAAAUCCGUAGCAUUCAAGGUGUUAGUGGACACUAAGGAGAUAGAGGCGGAAAACCUAAGCCCGGCUAGUAAAAUAGCAGCCGUAAAGUCCGACGCUCUCUUACUGAUGGAAGCCAAUAAGAAGAAACUAGAGGAAGAAAAUGAUGAUAAUGAUGAUAUUGAUGGUAAUGAUGCUGAUAAUGAUGCUUCUGAGGAAGAUGAGAAACUGUAAUGAAUCUAAAAAUACUAAUUUAGAAGAAAAAAAGGUCUUAGAAGUCUAUUAAGGUCGACCAUCUACAGAUAAACCAACUUAUUCCAUAUUUUGAAUUAAAACCAAACGCUAGAGUGUAAUAAACCCUGGUUAAACGAAUCCUCCUCCAACUGAGGCCCUCUUCAGCAGACUACUAAAGAAAGUCUUAUGGCUGUAAAAAAAAAUAUCUUGAGCCAAUGUAAUUUAGUUAUAAUUAAGGAUUAAUAUUACAUUUGUGAACACAAUAAAUUACUUAUAGUAAUAAACAUGGGGAAUCAGAGGAUAAUAUAUACACGAAAAAUUUAAUAUGAGUUGACAUGUAUUGAUGUUGAACUGACAUGUAGAAAUGAUAGGAAGAUAUAGACGUUAUAGAUAGUUCAAUAUUUUUUGUAGUAGUCGUGGAAGCCAUCAGACAUUAUACACGAUGGCUACAAUGUCUUGUUUGACCUUUUAAGUAAGACGGCGUUAUUUUUUUCGGAUCCUGCAUCCUGCCUUGCGAGUUGAAUCCCUGUCAACUUAUGUGUGACCACUUGUCAGUGUUGGGUCGAUUUUCACGUGGUUUCACACAACGUUUCGCUCGGAGAUCUAUGUAUGUUUUUCAAGUCCAGAGAAUAAUGGAAAGUACAUAAUUUUACAUAAAAUAAAAAUAUAUUAAUUUCUUAAUAUAUGUAUAUAAGAAAAUGCCAUAA
Cherax quadricarinatus is the source of this 5293-nucleotide messenger RNA. Its product is annotated as cadherin-related family member 1. Gene Ontology annotation, molecular function: calcium ion binding; cadherin binding. The record is from RefSeq and is a predicted model, not a curated record. Gene Ontology annotation, cellular component: cell-cell junction; plasma membrane; catenin complex. Gene Ontology annotation, biological process: homophilic cell-cell adhesion. NCBI's taxonomy places the organism in Eukaryota, Metazoa, Arthropoda, Malacostraca, Decapoda, Parastacidae.